UCCCUGCAAUAAUUAGCCAUUAAUGAUUACCUGACUCAAUUGACCCAUUUUGCAGAGGAUCAUCAGGCUAUCGGGGCGGUGGAAAUAGCAAAAUAUUAUCUUUUUUCUGUUGCUGGAGAAAUUUCUCUUGUUCAAAAUAAAGCAAACUCAGUACUGCUGGUUUUUCCCUUCUUGAUAAGAAAAAAGAAGAAGAAAGAGAAUGGCCGAGGAUGUUGUUUUUAUGGCUGUUGAAAGAAUUGCUAGUUUGGUCAUACAAGAGGCAGUUUUUCUGCGUGGUGUGCGGGAUGAAAUCCAACGGUUGCAAGCGGAACUGGGGCUGAUGAAGGCCUUCUUGAAAGAUGCAGACCGUCGUCAACAUCAAGAUAAUCGCGUUCGCGAGUGGGUAGCUGGAAUCAGAGACAUCGCUUAUGAAGCUGAGGAUGUCAUCGAUACCUUUCUUCUUGAAGUUGCAAGCGACACAGGAGAAGGCGUACGUGGGUUCGUUAAGAGGGUUUUCUUCAAGGUCACUAAGGUUUCCCUUUUCCAUAAAACAGGAACUAAGAUCACAUCUAUCCGAGAAAAGAUUAGAAGUAUAUACGAAAAUAUGCAGAAUUUCGGUAUCAAUAAACUUGCUGAGGGGGAAAGUUCUUAUUAUGGGACUGAACAACAACAACUAUCCAGAAGAACGUACCCACAUGCUGAGGAAGAGCAUACCAUUAAUUUGGAUGAUGUAAUAAGUCAACUUAAAGCUAAGUUGAUGACGGAGGAAAAGCAAGUGCGUGUUGUUUCCAUAGUGGGCAUGGGAGGGCUCGGCAAAACAACUCUUGCCAACAACGUGUACAAUCACAUUGAAGUAAGGCAACAGUUUGAUUGUUUUUCAUGGACCUUCAUAUCUAAACAAUUCUCCGCAAGGGAAGUUUUGGUUGGAAUCUUGAUGGAUGUAAUGUCUAGCGAGGAUGAAUCGAAGUUGGAAACAAUGGAAAAGGAAAAGCCCGUAAAAUCGAAGUUGAAGGAGAUGAAAGAGAAAAUGGAGUUGUUUGAGACAAUGACAGAGAAUGAUUUGAUUAAAAUUCUUCGUAAUGUCUUAGAAGACAAGAGAUACCUUGUGGUCCUGGAUGAUAUUUGGACAAAUGAGGCAUGGCAUCGUUUGAGACCUGCUUUCCCAAAUGGUGUUUCAGGGAGCAAAGUUUUAUUCACCACCCGCAAUAGCGGAGUUGCUUACUAUGCUGAUCGAUGGAGUUCCCCAGUGGAGCUACGACCUUUGACAAAUGAUGAGGGCUGGCAACUUCUCAGUAGGAAAGCAUUUCCAAAAAAUGUUCUCGAUGAGGGUGGCUGCCCAGGAGCAUAUGAAGAGCUGGGAAGGGAGAUGGUGAGAAAAUGUGAAGGAUUGCCAUUAGCAAUUAUGGUGCUUGGCGGCUUAUUGGCAGGGAAGACAUUGAGGGAGUGGGAGAAAGUGCAAAGAAAUAUUAAUGCACUAUUCAUCCGACAGGAACAAGAUCAUCAGUUUGAAGGGGUAUAUGAGAUAUUGGCUUUGAGCUAUGAUGAUUUGCCUUUUUAUUUAAAACCAUGCUUUCUCUAUCUUUCCCAAUUCCCAGAAAACACAGAGUUUCACAAGAGAACAUUAAUUCGAAUGUGGAUUGCUGAGGGGUUUGUAUCGCAACAAUCCAAAGGAAAAGAUGAGACAAUAGAAGAUGUAGCUGAACAAUAUUGUAACGAGCUUGUGAAUAGGUGCAUGGUCCAAGUAAGCCAGAGGGAUCACACUGGAAAAGGUGUCAAAACUUGCCACCUUCAUGAUGUUGUGCGACAAAUGUGUAUAUCAAAGGCAAUGGAUGAGAACUACCUUGUUGUUUUGGAGCACCGAGAAGACAGCACAGCAGACAGUUCGUCCUCCUCCUCCUCUACUCCACACUUACCAACAAGUAAGUCGCGUAGAAUUGCCAUUCAUCCUCAAAUAUCUAGGCAUGAGCAAAAUGAGAUGGAGUUUUACACACCUAGAUCGAAAAUUGGUCUUCAAAAUCUUCGUUCUCUUAUCUUUUUUGUUGGAGACGCGAACUAUCGUAUGCCAAAGGAGCAGGCAGCUUUUAUUUUUAAGAAUUUUAGACUACUUAGAGUCUUAAAACUCGAUGGUGUACGGCAGCAGCAUCGGUUACCUGAAGAAAUCCAUAAUUUGAUUCACUUGACAUAUCUUGGACUGAGAAAUACCGGAUUGAAGGAUGGGAAAAAGGACUUUUCUUUACCAGCAUCCAUAGGUAACCUGAGGAACUUAUACACUCUUGAUCUGCGAAAUAAUGGUUAUUUCACAAGGUUGCCUGAUGUAUUAUGGAAAUUAACACGGUUGAGACAUCUACUAGUAGAUGAUGAUAGAGAUUACGAGCAUCUUCGGUUGCAUAAACUCAGGCAGUUGGAAACUUUGAAGUCUGUUUAUGCUAAGAAUCUAAUUAGAGAAGGUGCAAUGCAGAAAUUGGAUAAUCUUCGAAAUAUAGGAAUAUAUUUCCAGAAAACAGAGGAAGUAGGGGCUAUUCUGAAUUCUUCCAUUAUAUCGGAUCGUCUUCGUUCCUUGAAGAUGAGGAUUAUUGGGAGCUUUUCGAAUUUGGAACCACUUUCUCGUUGCCGUCAAUUGACCAAGGCAGAGUUAGGCGGAGCCAUACAAGAAUAUCAACCUCCUCUCCGUCACAACCUGGGCAACUUACCACCAAAUCUUGUCAAGUUAAUUUUGUGGGGUUCUGAAUUGAAGCAAGAUCCAAUGUGCAUUCUAGAGAAGCUUCAACAUUUGAGGUUUUUGUCCUUAGAGAAUAAUGUAUAUGAAGGGUCUAAAAUGGUCUGCUCUGCCACUGGGUUUCCUCAACUUGAGACUCUUACACUUAAAUCAUUUGGUCUAGAACAAUGGGAAAUAGAAAAAGGUGCAAUGCCAUGUCUCAAGAGUUUAUCUUUAAGUUUAGGAAAACUGAAGAUGAUUCCAGAAGGGUUGAGGUUUCUCACUAGUGUCCGAGAAUUGAAACUCAUUCAUAUGGUGAGAUGUGAAGAAAGGGUUCGUGUCGUAAAUGGAGUCGAAGGAGAGGAUUUUGACAAGGUCCGGCACAUACCAUUCAUCUCAUUCAAUUAGUCAUGCAAAUUCUUGACAGAAUUUCAGUGUUAUGUGAGUGUUUUGUUGUAAUAGGACUGAUGUAUCCCACUUCUACUGUAUGCUCUUCUUUUUUUUUUUUUCAUCCUGCUUUUCCUUCUGGUGUGAUUUCAUUGGCACUUUCCCUUUAUUUUAAAAUCUGUCUUGGGUAUUUGUUGCUUA
Messenger RNA from Hevea brasiliensis (rubber tree), 3262 nucleotides. RefSeq names its product putative disease resistance protein At1g50180. Bases 200 to 3082 code for a protein of 960 amino acids. The transcript has a single exon. NCBI's taxonomy places the organism in Eukaryota, Viridiplantae, Streptophyta, Magnoliopsida, Malpighiales, Euphorbiaceae. Gene Ontology annotation, molecular function: ADP binding. The record is from RefSeq and is a predicted model, not a curated record. Gene Ontology annotation, biological process: defense response to other organism.